CCCAAAAAAACAUCACUUUGAAUGCUUGAUGUUAAGAUAGGCAGUUCUUUCGCUAGCAAAAACGCAGUAACCCAACUCGUCAAGCUGCCUUACACCCCAAACCUUAACACGCAGCAGUUCAAUAACAACUGGUUUGCACUUUGCUCUUCUUAUCGCUGCUAGAACCCAAUUCCUUCACAAAUCCGUACAUUACCCAUAUAAAUGGCUGCUGCAAUCUCCAAAUUCAAACCAAAAACUUCCCGCCAUGCAUCACUCAAGAUCUGCAAAUGCUAGCUCCGGUGGUAGUGGCAGCAGCAGUGGUGGCAGCAGCAAUGCUUAUCCUAAUACAGGGGGUGCAGUGAAGAAAAAUUCUGAAUCAGUAAGUGCAGCUACAGGUCUUGCGGGGCGUCACCCAGUUUACAGGGGAGUAAGGCGUCGGCGAAGUGGGAAAUGGGUAUCGGAAAUUCGAGAGCCAAGAAAGCCUACAAGAAUCUGGCUGGGGACAUUUCCCACCCCUGAAAUGGCUGCUAUUGCUUAUGAUGUGGCGGCGCUUGCCCUAAAAGGCCAAGAUGCUGAACUCAACUUUCCCAACUCUGCUCCAUCUUUGCCUGUACCUGCCUCAAAUUCCCCACGUGAUAUCCAGGCGGCUGCAGCCUCUGCCGCCGCUGCUCUAGGCGCUGCAGGUGAUGCUUUGAAUGUGAGAAACAAUGAGGGUAGAAACAACCCAGAGGCGGCGGCGACGGCGGAGAGAACUGAAGCUAAUGAGUUUGUGGAUGAGGAUUUGAUCUUUGAUAUGCCUAAUGUGAUUCGCAAUAUGGCGGAAGGGAUGCUUAUGAGCCCUCCUCGCUUAGAUGACGCUGCCGGAGAUGCUGCUGGGACUGCAGACGACGAGAACCUCUGGAAAUUCCCUUAAUACUUUAAAAAAUGUAAAAAAUUAAUAAAUAAUAAAUUAUGAAACAGGCUCCACCAAAUAUAUUGGAAAAAAAAAAAAAAAGGAGAGAGACAAAGCAAUCAAGUAUAGUACUAUAUAUAGUGUUCAGGGAGCCCAGGGAGUGCAUGAGUGUGGCUUUGUUUCUUCUUUGGUUUGUGUACUGAUUUUCUAUCAUGAGGACUUGCUCUUGUUGCACAUUAUUAUACCUUCGUAAUGCCGAGCUUAAUGUAGCAAUAAAAAUUUGGCUGUAUA
This is a messenger RNA of Rubroshorea leprosula, 1162 nucleotides long. Lineage: Eukaryota; Viridiplantae; Streptophyta; Magnoliopsida; Malvales; Dipterocarpaceae. The record is from the annotation of a GenBank genome assembly.